Messenger RNA from Jatropha curcas, 445 nucleotides. NCBI's taxonomy places the organism in Eukaryota, Viridiplantae, Streptophyta, Magnoliopsida, Malpighiales, Euphorbiaceae. The record is from RefSeq and is a predicted model, not a curated record.
GCUACUCAAUUUCUCUCAGUUCCAACGGUCCGGUUCUUGUGUUUGGACUAAGCUACCUCAUGGUUUCAUUAAGUGUAAUGUGGAUGCAGCCAUGAACAAUAUUACUGAUAUCGUUAGGGCUGGUUGGAUGGUGCGGGCUGAAGAGGGAUUUUUUAUUAAUGCUUUCCAAACAACCUUUCCAGGAGCUCAAGAUUCUAAUGUGGCCGAAGCACUGUCUUUUCAUGAAGCUCUUAGUUGGUCUAAGAGUAAUGCCCUCCACCAUGUGGUCUUUGAAUUAGACUCUCUUGUGCUUGUUCAGGCACUGAAAUGGAAGCAACCUGAUGCUUUAUAUUUUCGCAGUCUUGACUGUAGGUCUCUCCUUAAUGAACUUUUAGCUAGUUCAGUUGUUUUUGUAAAGAGAUCGGUGGAUAUCGUUGCACUUGCAACUUUUACUUAUUUUGUCUGA